AUGGCGGCGCCCGUGUCCUGGAGGAAGCUUCUGAACUCUGUGUCUCCCGCAGUUACCGGGGCCUUCAGCCGCAUCACGGACCGUCUCUGCAGAGCCCGGGACCGGGGCGGAGGGUCCUCGGUGCUGCUGCUGGCCCCCCUCCUGGCUGAGACAGACUCCGCCCCUCGUCUGAUGCCCCGGUCUCAGAGCUCGGCUGGGGCUCGCGGCACCAGCGACGGCCUCUGCCCGCACUUCAGAUGGAUGUCCCAGCUGGUGCCGGCGUUCAGAGUACCAGGAACACGCAUCCACAUCCUCCACUCUCCAGACCAGUUCUACCAAACCAUGAAGGCGCGGAUCAGAACAGCCCAGAGGCGAGUGGUCAUGGCCUCUUUGUACCUGGGGACGGGGCAUCUGGAGCAGGAGCUGGUGGACUGUAUGGAGGAGGCUCUAGAGAGAUCUGAGGAGAACGGCUCCAGACUCAAAGUGUCGGUGCUGCUGGACUACACACGAGGCUCCAGAGGCUUGGAGAACUCUCGGACCAUGCUUUUGCCGCUCCUCUCCCGGUUCUUGUCCCAGAUGAGGGUGUCUCUGUACCACACUCCGGACCUGAGGGGCCUCCUGCGGCUCCUGGUGCCUCAGAGGUUCAACGAGACCAUCGGGGUCCAGCACAUCAAGGUCUACCUGUUUGACGACAGCCUCAUCAUCAGUGGGGCGAACCUGAGCGAGUCGUACUUCACCAACAGACAGGACCGCUACGUCCUGCUGGAGGGCUGCUCGGAGGUGGCAGACUUCUUCUCUGAUCUGGUGGACGCCGUGGGAGACGUGUCUCUGCAGCUGCAGCCAGACGACUCUGUGACCAUGGUGGAAGGAAUGGUGCAUCCCUAUAAAGGAAACAGACAGGACUUCUCCAGAGCGGCUCAGAGCAGGAUCAUGGAGGUGCUGCAGGAGGCUCAGCUCCGGCAGCAGCUGCAGGAGGACCAGGAGGAGCCGGAGGAGGACCAGGACACGUGGGUCUUCCCUCUGGUCCAGAUGAAACCUCUGGGCAUCAGUUUGGACGAACAGGUCACACAGCGCUUGCUGGUGGACUCCUCCUCUGGUUCCUCUGUGUUCCUGACGUCUGGGUACUUUAACCUGACCAGAGCGUACAUGCGGCUGGUGCUGGGAGCAGGAGCAGAGUACCGGAUCCUGACUGCGGCUCCUGAGGUCAAUGGUUUCUUUGGGGCCAAAGGCGUCGCUGGUGCCAUCCCUGCGGCCUACGUUCACAUCGCACGACAGUUCUACAACCAGGUGGUGCGGCUGAGGCAGCAGGGGCGGGUCCAUCUCCACGAGUACCACAGGGACCAGUGGACCUUCCACGCUAAAGGACUGUGGUAUUACCUGGCCGGACAGCCCCGCCCCUGCCUCACUCUGAUUGGCUCUCCAAACUUCGGGUACCGGUCGGUCCACAGAGACCUGGAGGCUCAGAUCGCCAUCGUCACGGACAACGAGGAUCUACAGACGCAGCUGCAGGAGGAGCAGCAGAUGUUGUAUCAUCGUUCGUCUGAAGUCUCCAGCUCCACAACUUCUUCUGACCCAGACUGCUGUUGUCAGGACGCGCAGACGCCGCUCUGCAUUCUGGGAGUUGGAGUUCCCCAGUGA
Messenger RNA from Knipowitschia caucasica, 1617 nucleotides. Lineage: Eukaryota; Metazoa; Chordata; Actinopteri; Gobiiformes; Gobiidae. The record is from the annotation of a GenBank genome assembly.